Messenger RNA from Labeo rohita (rohu), 1755 nucleotides. RefSeq names its product biglycan a (gene bgna). The coding region runs from base 206 to 1318 and encodes 370 amino acids. The transcript has 8 exons. Gene Ontology annotation, molecular function: protein binding. NCBI's taxonomy places the organism in Eukaryota, Metazoa, Chordata, Actinopteri, Cypriniformes, Cyprinidae. The record is from RefSeq and is a predicted model, not a curated record.
UUUUUUUCCCCUCUUUUUGCAAGCUGUCCCAUGUUUUGAACUGCAGGUACUGUUCAGUGCUGUGCGACCGCUGGCAGCCAAGGACCUAACAGACAGUCACCCAAAACAAUGAUCAAACUAUAAAUCUGUUUGCCAUCAGAAAACUUAAAAAGAAGAAAUCCUCUGCAAAUACAUCUCACACAUCAGAUUAAAAAACGUAGCAGCCAUGUUGUCGGUCUAUGUGGCGUUUCUGUUUCUCUGCACUGCCCACCUGCCACUAGAUUCCUCCGCCCUUCCCUUUGAGCAGAAAGGAUUCUGGGACUUUGGCAAGGACAUUGAUGUGAAAGAGCUGAUGAUGAUGAUGAAGGACCAGGAAGAAGGGUCAGCUGUGGAACCAUACCAACCGGAACAUCCCACAUGCCCAUUUGGCUGUCGGUGUGACCUCAGAGUCGUACAAUGCUCGGAUUUAGCUUUAGGUUAUGUGCCAUAUGAUAUUCCUAAAGACACACUGCUGUUGGACCUGCAGAGCAACAGGAUCACAGAGAUCAGGGAAGGAGACUUUAAGGGAUUGACCAACCUCUAUGCCCUGGUGUUAAGAUAUAACCAGAUCUCCAAAAUUCACCCCAAGGCAUUCCUCCCUUUGAAGCGUUUGCAGAAGUUAUAUAUCUCACACAAUCUUCUGACUUCCAUCCCCAAAAACCUGCCUGCAUCCCUUGUGGAGCUGCGUAUCCAUGACAAUCACAUCAAGAAAGUGCCGGCAUUUAGUUUCUCAGGCCUCCACAACAUGCAUGUGAUUGAAAUGGGUCGUAAUCCACUUCAGAACAGCGGUUUCGAACCUGGAGCAUUUAUGGGCCUUAAACUGAACUACUUGCGCAUUUCUGAAGCCAAACUUACCGGAAUUCCCAAAGACCUUCCCAGUAGCCUUCAUGAGCUCCAUUUGGACAAUAAUCAGAUUCAGGCCAUUGAGUUUGUGGAUCUCAGCCAGUACACCCAGCUGCAGAGGUUGGGACUCGGCAGUAACCAGAUUCGCAACAUUGAGCACGGUGCUUUAUCUUACCUCACCGACCUGAGAGAGCUGCACCUUGACAACAACCGUCUGUCCAGUGUGCCCGGAGGACUGUCUCACUUGAAGUAUCUGCAGGUUGUGUACCUCCAUUCAAACAACAUCACCAAUGUUGGAGUGGACGACUUCUGCCCUACGGGUUUCGGGAUGAAGAAGGUGUUCUACAAUGGCAUCAGUCUCUUUGACAACCCAAUCAGGUAUUGGGAGGUGCAGCCCUCUACGUUCCGCUGUGUCAGUGACCAAAUGGCUGUACAGUUUGGAAACCACAAGAAAUAAAAGAUGCACAAAACCAAUCCAGGAGGAGAACAAGAGGAAAACACCCAUAAGAUAUUUGAGUGAAAAAGAUGAAAAACAUUUCCAUGGAGGCACAAUUAGGAAGAAACGUGGACUCCAUUUAAGUCAAACAGGUCUAUUUAAAAGUGAAUUUUGAUGUGUGUAAUUCCCUGCUGACAUUAAUGAAUAUAUACUCCACAAAAUGCCUUUCUGUUUAAUUUAGUUGACAGCAUUGAUGGUUCCUUAAUUAACUGUCUGAGAUGUCUAUCAACAGCUUCAUUUUGCUUAGUUUUCAUGGGUUGCAUCUUUAAAUAAUGAGAUAAAUUCACAGUUUGUCAUUCUGAGCGGCUGAUUGUCACUCAUUCAUCAUGGUAAUACUGUAAUAAAGUGGAUUGUGUUGUGGAUGUUUAUCAUGCCAUCACAAGACAGCCAACUUUAAA